AUGUCGAUCCCAAGUCUGACUUCGGCACACAACAGCGGAACUACUAAUAUACUUGAUGAAGCCCAGCUGGCUGGAGUUGUCGAAACUAGUCUUGACCAGAAGGAUGUUGAACUUGGCGAGAACUCCAGUCGUACGCUUCGACUCAUGUCCUGCAUCGAACGAAGGGGACAUCCGGUAACGCUGCAUCAGGAGGUGGUUUCACAUAUAAAGGACGACAGGGAGCUCUUCCACGCACUGCGCCGUAUCUACCAUAAUCACAAGGGGAGAUUUGAAUCGUACUGGUCUCUACGGACAAUUCAUGCUAUCCACUUCAUGAAGUUCACUUACGGAGGCCACCCCUACAUCGACGUCCGCUGCCACAAUGAAAUCUGCGAGAAAGGGAAGCCCUGCAACUGCAUCCCUCCUCCAAGGCUUGUUCCCCCGAUGGGAGCGGAGUACGAGUGCUGCCCCGUACCUCCCAAAUUAUCUCCACCCGUUGGGCCGCAGCUGAUGAUGAGCCUGUUCAACGAUCCCGACAGUAUACAGUCAGGAGCCGCAUUGAUCAUGCAGCAGCUUCCCAAGAGAUUGAAUGGAAAGCUUUGUUCCCCGUCUUUCGAGCAAGCGGAAGCAUGGGGGAUCUAUUUACGAAGAGGGCUGGAAUUGGGCUAA
This is a messenger RNA of Aspergillus lentulus, 648 nucleotides long. NCBI's taxonomy places the organism in Eukaryota, Fungi, Ascomycota, Eurotiomycetes, Eurotiales, Aspergillaceae. The record is from RefSeq and is a predicted model, not a curated record.